AUGGCCACAACAACAACAUCAUUGCAAUCCGGAGCAACAUCACAACAGCCAACAAAGACAAAUCCCAAGUUCACAAAUCGUCUAGCGAGCGAGGAGAGCCCGUAUCUACUGCAACAUGCGCACAAUCCAGUGGAUUGGUAUCCCUGGGGUGAAGAGGCCUUCGAGAAGGCGCGCACGGAGAAUAAGCCGAUCUUUCUCUCAGUGGGCUAUGCCACCUGCCACUGGUGCCACGUGAUGGAGCGGGAGAGCUUUGAGAGUGAGGCCAUAGCCAAGCUCAUGAAUGACAGCUUUGUCAAUAUCAAAGUGGACAAGGAGGAGAGGAGCGAUGUGGACCGAGUGUACAUGACCUAUGUGCAGGCGACAUCUGGCGGCGGCGGUUGGCCGAUGAGCGUUUUCCUGACGCCGGAUCUGCAGCCCUUCCUGGGAGGCACCUACUACCCUCCCCAGGAUGCAUAUGGGCGGCCCGGAUUCUCAACCGUGCUGAAGCGCAUAGCAGACGUGUGGCGGUCGCGCAAGAACGAGGUCAUCGAGCAGAGCGCUGACACAAUGCGCCAGCUCAACGAAGCCAUACAGCCCCAAGGCGGCAAGGCCGAGCUGCCGGAGGGGGCGGCGGGCCGGUUCAUAGAGAGCUGCUACAGCAUGCUGGCAUCGCGCUUCGACCCGACGCUGGGCGGCUUUGGUGCAGCGCCCAAGUUUCCGCGCCCCGCGGAGAUCAAUCUGCUGCUUGUUGAGCACCUGCGCGCCAGCCAGGACCGGGAAGCCUCCUCUGCCACCGCCUCCAGCUCCGGGCGCAGGAGGGAUGCGCUGGGCAUGGCGGAGACGACGCUGCAGCGGAUGGCGGCUGGCGGCAUGUACGAUCACGUGGGCGGCGGGUUUCACCGCUACUCUGUGGACGAGCACUGGCACGUGCCCCACUUUGAGAAGAUGCUGUACGACAACGGGCAGCUGGCGCAGACGUACCUGGACGCGUACAGGGCCACGGGCGAUGUGAGGUAUGCGCGAGUGGCGCGAGGAAUACUGGACUACCUGCACCGCGACAUGACCCACCCGGAGGGCGGCUUCUAUUCUGCAGAGGAUGCGGACAGCCUGGAUGCGUCUGGCAAGAAGUCGGAGGGCGCCUUUUAUGUCUGGUCAGCGGACGAGAUCGACGAGGUACUAGGCACGGACAGCGAGCGUGGCCGCGUCUUCAAGCAGCACUACUACGUAAAAGCCAGCGGCAACACUGACCUCUCUCCACGCAGCGAUCAGCAUGGCGAGUUUACGGGGCUGAACUGCCUGAUCGAGCGGGAGAGUGUGAAGGCCACAGCCACCAAGUUUGGGCUGUCUGUGGAGGAGACGGAGGGAACACUGGCAAAGGCGCGCCAGCUGCUGCACGAGCGCAGAUCCCAGCGUCCCAGGCCACACCUAGACGACAAGGUUGUGACUGCCUGGAAUGGCCUGGCCAUCGGGGCGUUUGCGAAUGCCUCACGCGUGCUCGCCAACGAGCCGCAGCCGCCGACUCCGCUCUUCCCAGUGGAAGGGCGCCCCGCGAAAGACUACCUCACAGACGCGAUACGGGCGGCAGAAUUCGUGCGGGACAAGGUGUGGGACGCGGAUGCGCGGCGGCUGCGGCGCAGCUUCUGCCGGGGCCCCUCGGACGUGGGCGGCUUCGCGGAUGACUAUGCGUUCCUGGUGUCCGGCCUGCUGGACCUGCAUGCGGCCUCGGGGGACGCCCAGUGGCUGCAGUUUGCGCUGCAGCUGCAGGCUGCGCAGGACGAGCUCUUCUGGGACGAUGCAGCAGGCGGCUACUUCUCGACGACGGGCGAGGACCCCUCCAUCCUGCUGCGCAUGAAGGAGGAUUACGACGGGGCGGAGCCGGCGCCGUCGUCCAUCGCGGCGGCCAACCUGCUGCGGCUGGCGGCGCUGACCGACCCCGACGCAUCCGAGCCGCUGCGCGCGCGCGCAUCGGCCGCGGCGGCCGCAUUCCGGGAGCGCCUGGCCGAGAUGUCGCUUGCCAUGCCACAGAUGUGCUGCGCGCUGCACCUCCUGGACUCAGGGCACCUGCGGCAGGUCAUCAUUGCGGGCAGGUUGGGCGCUGCGGACACAGAGGCGCUGCUGGACGCUGCGCAAGCCAUAUUUGCACCAGACAAGGCGGUUAUCUUCAUCGAUCCCUCUGAUGAAGCAUCCGUGGAGUUCUGGCGCGGACAUAACCCACAAGCACUCGCCAUGGUGGAGGGAGCAGGCUUGCAGGCGGACAGCUCUGCGACGGCGUUCGUCUGUCAGAACUUCACGUGCAAGGCGCCCACCACGGACCCCCAGAAGCUCAAGGCGGCUCUUGGUGAGGCCCGCAGCGCGCCGUCCACCACGCCGGUGUUGGGACAGAUUGACCUCAGCAGCUUGGGCAAGAAAUAG
Messenger RNA from Coccomyxa subellipsoidea C-169, 2391 nucleotides. RefSeq lists its product as hypothetical. Bases 1 to 2391 code for a protein of 796 amino acids. Gene Ontology annotation, cellular component: chloroplast. NCBI's taxonomy places the organism in Eukaryota, Viridiplantae, Chlorophyta, Trebouxiophyceae, Coccomyxaceae. Gene Ontology annotation, biological process: carbohydrate metabolic process. The record is from RefSeq and is a predicted model, not a curated record. The transcript has 15 exons.